GGAAGGAUCCAAAGGGGUUUCAUUCCUAUUAGGAAAGGGGAUCUUUGAUUCUUUGUCGGUUGUCAGGAGGACACUAUUAGGGGUUUGCUACGUGUCGCAUGAGAUCUUCCUAGGACGAAAUUUCCUUUCAUCCGAGGACUCUCAUGGUACAUGUGCACUACUUCUCCUCACGGGUCUCCUCUAUCGAUGUGGCAUGGAUGAUGUCAGAGUUAAUCUGACAUGUUUCGCUUAGUUUGUUGGGCGUCUUGUCGUGAGUGUCUUUGGCUUGUUGCAAUCGUGCGAUGGUCCUUUAAUCCAUCACACAUCCGCAAUGGCUUUGAGCUCAUCACAAACCUGUGAUGGGUUAUGGGCUCAUCGCAAGCCCUCAGUGGAUUCCGUGUUGUCAUAGGCGUUUCUGUCAUUCUGGUUUGAUGCCUUCAUCACAAUCGCAGACAUAGUGGACCACAUGUACUUACAACUAGCCCCCCUGCUUAUUGGUAAGAGUAUUCUUAUCAAUAAGCAUUUUUGUGGUUGGUGUGUUUUCUUUGCUCCUUUUAUCGAAUGUUUUGUCAACGAAAAAGACAUUAUGGCUUAAGUGAGGGAAGGUGAUUUUUAGUUUUGUUUCAUCCAAGUGCCGAUUAUCUCUUGAAGUCGGGCAUCGCAUGUUGCUUCUAUUUGAUAGUAUAUUGGUUAGGAAUCAGCGUUGUAAGUUGAUUCUUUCCAAUUAUUCGUCUACUGUGGAGGUUGUGAAGUUUUGAGCUUGGUUUGGAGACAAGGGAAAGAAAUGCUGCUCGUGGUGUGUCGAUUUUGGGGUACAUCAUGUGUUGGGGCUGAUCAGUUCUUGUAUGAUUGUUAGUCCCCUAUUUCUUGAUAGGAAGCAUUUUGUCAAGAGACAAGUUCUUUGCUUGUAGUUAGAUUUGAAUUUUUUAGCCCCCCUGUGUCAUGGCAAAGUGCUUUCUAUCGAGAAACACUUCUAAGUGCCUAUACGGCUACCUUGUGUGAUUAGCAUUCAUCCUAUACUUGGCUUCUCGGUUCUUAUACCCUAGUAGCCCUGAUUAUGGGUUACGAAGGAAAUUGGUACCGCUUGUCGUCAUGGCUGCUAAUGGGCAUCAGCUAGCUCUCGCAUCAAUGAUCCUUGGUUAUUUGUACGAAUAGAUGGAUGACACCAUUCAUCAGGUUAUGGACCCCAACUACAAGCGAUGGUCAUCUUAUGUUUUUUCACCAUUUCUUUUUAUGUUACUCUGUGAGCAACUUGACCUUGAUGUCGUGCUUCGCAAGCUUUCUCCUAUCCGUAUGUGUGUCGCUACCCUGGAUGAGUCUAAGUCACGCAGGGUUUCUCUCGAUGUUUUUCGAGGGAAGUGGCAAUUGAAUGUGAAGAGGGGUAAGGGUUUCAACAUCAAUGAGAUAGAGUCACAAUUUUCUAAUAUUGAUUGCUUCUUCCUUUUCCCUUACAAAGAGUACGUUUCUCACUCUAUGCCCUUCUGUGUUGGGGUAAAUGCAGUGGAAGGAGGUUAUCAAUAGUGUGUUGUUGGUAUUGACAAACCUGUAGUGGGUGUCGCCCAUUUGGUGCUAUGGCUUAGGGUUGUUUGCUAUUUGGACAAGUCUGGUGAAGCUUAGGCCACCGCAUACUGGCCAGAUCAUCUUCUCCACUAGUUUGGUUAUGACAACUUGGGGUCAUAGUUCCUUCAUUGUGAGGGUGAGGAUGUGUUUUGGCAAUGUCACAACGACCGUGCCUUCGUUGGUGUUUCUUGCUUCCCUCUAGUGAGCUAUAAGAGCCUAGAGGUUUGUUCUUCUCUCCGUCGUGGGUACUUGUGCGCACUAUUCGGUGGGCUAUAGAUGCUCAUGGCGGUAGAGCCGCGACCGAGGCACAUUGUGGCCCCUCCCCUAGGUCAUGCAGCGGAACAAGUUAAGGAAGUCCUUUUUGGUGGUCGCAUGGAUGUGUCUAUGUCAGUAGCCCAAGUUGUUUUGGAGGGGCAGGUGAGCACUAGUGAUGCUACUAAGGGUAAGUGUUUCGUUGUUGAAGUGGGGGAGAGUAGUCAUCCCCUUGUGGUUAAGAGAUAGAGGACAGCGAGAAGAGCUCAUCCCGCUCUAUCUUCUGAGAUAGGUGCUGGCGGUGAUUCUAUCAAAGCACCAAGUGUGGAGAUAUCUCAAGCUAAGGUGCAGGGCCCUAGCGAUUGGGCUUCUAUGGGGAGGACCUCGGUUGAGGUCCCUCGUGAGGAAGUUAUGCAGGUGGCUCCCGAAGUUAGGUAUCUUGAUUUUGGAGUUGUUUAGGGCGCUAGUGUGGAGACUACACAGUCGAUGAGGGAUGUCGUGUUGUCGGCUGUGACUAUUAUAGUUCCCGUCACGGGUGGACAGGUUAAAAAGAUAGUGUCCCAUGUUCGGAGAAGGGACGUGAAGAUUUCUGGAUUGUAUUUUGUUCUAAAGUGGGUGGAAGCGGGGGAUGAAUGCGCUGACUUUAUAGGUCCAUGUUUUGUUGAUGGUCGUAUUAGUUGCGAUGAGGUUUCCUUUGGUUUUGUCCCUGCCUGUGUCGCCAUAUCACCGAUCAUUAAACGACUGACUAUAGAGUUGAGUGCUCUCUGUCUUGAGGCUAUGGAGGGAAAGGUGUCGGAUGGUGAUGGUAGCGUGGCUCCAGCUCCGGUGGGGGCUUCAGGCCCUCGGUGAGAUGAUUGUGUACGGGAGAGUGGCGAGUUUGUGAACAACUCUAUUGCAGAGCCCAUGCAGCCUCCUAAUGCAUUGAAGGAACCUGCUAUCAUUCAUGAUCCUACAGAGGUAAUUGCUCCGUCUGAUUUGACGCAAGUGUAGGUUGUUGUGGAUGAUGACAGUAUUUUAGAAGAGCCUGUGACCGAUGUUCAGCCGAUGGAGGAUGAUAUGCUAGGCCCACAUCAUGAUGAUUUGGAGAUAUCCGCAGAGCUUAUGAUAGUGCACCAGGAGGUAACAAACAGAUACAAAAAAGAGGAAAUGGUUCCUAUCGGGUUUGUAGUGUCUAAUCCUGUCAUUGUUCAGGGAGUUCACAAUAGGAGCAGUUCGUCGUAUCCCACAAUGUCGCUGAUAAAAACGUCAUUAGUUAUUCAGAAGGGGUGGUUGCCUACUUCCGAAUUUCCACCUGUGGUUAUGAGUGCCUCCUUAUACAUAGGGGUUAGGUUGAUGAACUCCAUUAUGUCAUAGUCCAUGGAGUCAUUGUCAUGGUCUCUAUUCACCUGGUGGUUGAAAGCUGCAAUGGGCUUCCAAAUGGAGCAUAUUGAAGAGCGAGUGACUCGCAUGGAUCAUGUGUUCUAGAAGACCGGUCAUAAGGAGUCCAACCCAUUGUCUUUCAAGAAACUAGAUGAGUUUCACAUGCGAUUAAAGGGUGUGGAUGCCUACAUCACGAAGAUUGAGGCGAAGAUAGCAACCUUCUUGGUGAAGCCGCAUGUCAAUAGAAGGGAUUAUUGCAGCUGUGGGAGGAAUAUCAGGAGAUCAUUGAGAUUUUGGAACAAAGGGAAAAGUUAGAGGAAAUCACUAAGAUGCUCAAUGAAUGGUUUAGUCUGAGUUAAAUAGAUGAUUUGUGUUCAAUAGUUUCGUUUUUUAUCAUUU
Messenger RNA from Nelumbo nucifera (sacred lotus), 3549 nucleotides. RefSeq lists its product as uncharacterized. NCBI's taxonomy places the organism in Eukaryota, Viridiplantae, Streptophyta, Magnoliopsida, Proteales, Nelumbonaceae. The record is from RefSeq and is a predicted model, not a curated record.